Penicillium subrubescens is the source of this 1128-nucleotide messenger RNA. RefSeq names its product putative adenosine deaminase. The record is from RefSeq and is a predicted model, not a curated record. Gene Ontology annotation, molecular function: adenosine deaminase activity. The coding region runs from base 1 to 1128 and encodes 375 amino acids. The transcript is spliced from 3 exons. Gene Ontology annotation, biological process: inosine biosynthetic process; adenosine catabolic process. Lineage: Eukaryota; Fungi; Ascomycota; Eurotiomycetes; Eurotiales; Aspergillaceae.
AUGAUCGAUCUAUCUGCUCCCGUCGACAGUGCUUUUACCAAGGCACUGCCAAAGAUCGAGGUUAAAAUCUAUCUCCAAACCAUCAACCCCCAUCCAAGCCACUUCAAGCUAACCACCCCGCCAAACACCCAGGUCCACGCCCAUCUGAGCGGCAGCAUCAGUCGCCAAUGCCUCCACGAAAUCUGGAAGCGCAAGAAGCAGGCAGAUCCCAACUUUCCCAUUGAGGAUCCCCUAGUCCUCAUGCCCCCAGGCAAAGUUGACUACACUCUUCAAACUUUCUUCCAAGUCUUCUCAAAACUCAUCUACCAACUCUGCGACGACCUAGAAAGUCUCACCUACGCAACGACCUCCGUCCUCGAAUCCUUCCUCAACGAUGGAGUCCGCUACCUGGAACUCCGCACCAUCCCCCGCGCAUCCCCAUCAUCCAACAUAACUCGAGAAACAUAUCUAACCACCAUCCUGGACACAAUCGCCGCAUUCCCCUCCAAGAACAAAAUUUCCGUAUUCCUCAUCCUAGCCCUAGACCGGGGCAACACCAGUCCCACCGAAGCUCUCGAAAUAAUCGACCUCGCCAUCGCCAACAAAGCGCGCGGGGUCGUCGGCGUCGAUCUAUGCGGUAACCCGACGCAAGGCGACGUCACUAUCUACCGGGAUGCAUUUGCGCGGGCCAAAGCUCACGGGUUGGGUGUUACACUGCACUUUGCCGAGACGCCUGCUUCGGGGGAUGUGAGGGAAUUGGAGACUUUGCUUUCGUUUCAGCCGGAUCGGUUGGGUCAUGUUAUUCAUGUUCCUGGGAGUGUGAAGAGGGAAAUUGCGAGGCGGAGGCUUGGGUUGGAAUUGUGCAUGUCGUGUAAUGUGCAUGCGAAGUUGAUUGAGGGCGGGUUUUUAGACCAUCAUUUUGGGGAGUGGAGGGGUCAGGAGUGUCCGAUUGCGUUGUGUACGGAUGAUGUGGGCUUCUUCUGCAGUCCCGUCUCGAACGAAUAUCUUCUUGCGGCGGAGCACUUUGGCGUUGGCCGUGCAGAAAUGCUGAGUAUGUGUGAAAAGUCAGUGGAAAUGAUAUUCGGCGGGGAGGAAGAGAAGCAAAGGCUUCGCGAGAUUAUCCUACAAUUCAAAAAUCAAUUUUUCUGA